AUGCAAACUAUUGGCUUCCUGCCUUCGGCAUUUCCAAUACGCCAGGCUCGGCCCGCUUUAUGGCUGUACGCACUGUUCUUCCUGGCAAAUGAAGCAAUGAUCUGCAGUCGAACAGCACUGAAGAAUGACAACCUUGCCAUGGCCGAACACCUGCAAAUAAUUCACGCAAGAUCCUCUAUCUGUCCAGAAGAAGAGGAAAUUCUCACGAGUUCAGAGUACUACGAUAUCCGUACUAUAAACCUCAGCAUGUCUAGCAAGGACUCAUACCUCUCUGACCCCCGGUGUCAGUGUGAUUUUGUCGUUGGCACCACUCAAGCAAGCAUCAACUCUGGUUUAUGGGAGUAUCUUUACGAAGAAUCCCAACCCGUUCAGUAUCUAUGUUUUCUAGCCGAUGACAACGGCUACCCUACCGUGCAGAUCAGUCUAGAUGACUUGAUGGUGCAAAGCGGGGGCAUCAACCCAUUCUUCAUUCCUGAUGAUGCUGAUUCGGACAAUCCGCAAGUGAGCGCCCUUGCAAACAACACCGACUUUUCUGUCGGAGUCAUGUUGCAAAUGGGGUUACCGGAGGGCCACACGCCCCAGACUUUACCUCCUAUUGUCACUUUGAACACGGCUAGCAAUGUCGCCUUCAAUUUGUACUGCAAGCAGAUCAAAGUUGUCUCCAUCAAAUGGGGCAGAAGAGAAAAGUUCAGCUGGAACGUCUUCAAACAACCCGUCGGACCUUCUGGAACCCCGUGGACCAUGAAAAUGUCUGUUGAUCUCACCAUCGGCGACUUGGAUAAGAAACUCAACACGCCGUACUUCAAUAAUCACCCCAAACUUCGAGACCAACUGCUUAAAGCUCUAGAUAAUCUCUCCGACACUGCCUUCAGCUUGCAGCAGCUUUUAUUUGACCUGGAUAACGCUCUUCUCGAAACUAUCCCCGACUUCUCUGGCGUUACUGACGAAGAUGCUCGGAAUGUUCUCGAAAACUAUUUCCGCGAUAUAUAUGUCAAAAAUGCCACCGAGUACGGUCUCCCAUUGGUUUCUAUCACCGCAGUAACCCAGGGCAAAGAUGAUUCCACGCUCAAAUUGACUGGCUUUGAGCGUAUCGUGAAUCCUCUCAAGGACGGCAAUGGCAAUCCAAUCUCAAAUCCAACUGACAGCCAACGGGCCGUAUACACUCUGGAUCAUCUUUGCGCUACAAACAGCAAUCCCGUCCCACGAAUCACAGGACUUGAUUGGAACUGGGUACAGCCAGCAGAGAGUGGUGACCACAGUGGCGCUGUAGCCAUCAACAGGAAUAUCCUUACCCAGUUUAUAUCAUCCAAAUUGGAGAAAUUGGCUACCUCAGCCUGUUUUACAUCAAAGAUUUACGAUGAUCACGUCGAGUUUACCGCUGAGGGAACUCCUGUGGUCACCAUUCCUCCUUCAGGCAGCAACACCAUCCAUAUGGAUCAUAGCCAUACCAGCGAAAGCCCUCAAACCUUUUCUUGCCCAGGAUUCGAUAUUCUUGUCCAAGUUGACACGGACGUUUCUAUCGUUUACGCCUUGGAUGUUUUCUUCGAAGGAACUGCGCUUAGGACCGUCCAGAACUCUCAGAUAACUUUCUCUUCUGUGCUCGAUAUGAGUCCGUACGGGGGCCAUGGAGACCUCUUAUGCAUGAUGAAUGUUGUCGACAAGACGCUGACAGAUACUUUUGCCAUAUCAGUUGAUCAGUCCGGUAGCUUGCAGCUAGUCAAGUCAGACCAGAAGGAAACUGACCAGUCGGACACCGAGCCUACAACAAUUUUCAAUAGUUUUGAUUACGGGGAUUCGAGUAUCAUAUUGGAAGCUGUACUUGCUGCUUUUGAUACGGAGAUUCGGGGUAUACAAGUUGACAUUGCGCAGUCUUCAGCUGGGAUAUUGCAUGAGCUGCAAAUCAGUACACUGCAAAACUUCGUCUUUCCUGGUGGCAAGGUUUUCACCUAUAAAGACCCCUUCUUUUCCGAUCACCAGGACCUGGUGUGCAAGAUUACCUAUGUGGACCCUGAAGAGGAGCCACAAUAUACCGAUGACGAAGACGACACUUCUGACUCCAGGUCGCAUAGCCCGCUCCCUCCUCCAGAAGAUAGCUCCAGUGGGAGGCUUGCAGCGAGCUCAGAGUUGAUACAAAACUACGUGCAAGGGGAAAUCGUCUCCCCAACGGACAAGUUUGAAUCCCUUCAGACUACUGAGGGACACACAAUUCUCUUUAGCUGUGACACCUCGGGAGUCCUCCAUGCCAUUGAAGAACAGAGUGGUAAUUCGCACACCGGAUGGAAGACCCAUGAUCUGUCGACAGUGGUUCUACGAAGCCAUUUUCCAGACGAUGUGACUAGCGCCAAGGUUCGCACCUUUGACGUUGGUCAAAGCGCCUUAGAUGGAACCAUUGGGUUGAUGAUGGCUGUCAGUCUAGAUGACACUGAUCACUUGUUCAUAUCUUUGGGUAACUCGUCUGAAAGUACCUCUUGGGUCGAUGCACCAACAUGGAUCAACGUCCCCUUCGACGCAGCAGAUGAGCAACUUGAGAACCUUAUAAUCACUGGAACUAUGUUCGCUGAGACUAUGGGCGGCGUACAGUACUUGGUGGUUGACAUUGAUCGCUCCGGAAAUACGGCCGACCCUCAUAUAUCCCGCUAUCACAUAGAUCCCUCUCGAAGCAGUGGGCAAUACUGGGUCAAGCACGACGUGACAGUUGAUAUCUCAGCUGGAAAGUAUCAGAGUGCGGUUGGACGAGUCAGUGGGAAGCCUGUCGAUGGCAUCUACACAGCUGGAUACGCUGGAGCAUCAGCACAGCUUAUUUACGAGCCCAUUAUCAACUGGUAUGGCGGGGGUCCGGCCACGCCUAUCACCUUGCAAACGCCAGGCCGAGAAGUUCCUUCGACUAUAGCCACAACUCGUAAUGGAGAGGGAUCGAGUGAUCUCUACGUCAUUGCAGGCUCAACAUUGUAUCGUUUUGCUGCCGAUGAGCAGGAGGGUAACUUUGAGCCUACCGCCCUCGUUACCAGCGACGUGAUAGCCCAAACUGACACGUUGAGAGCUAUGAACCACAAUGGUGUCACGACACUCUGGGGUAGGACCGGAAGUGAUGAAGUGUAUUACAUCAGUUGUGAGACAAGUCAACUGUAUGACUCAAAAGCUUGGAACCCCCCCGUUCCUCUACUUUCUGGAGUCGAGCGCAUGUCAACUUAUAUAAACCGCCUCGAUGGUGGCAACACUAUCUUUACAGCUGGUAAUGGACGACUCCAAAAGAUCGUUCAAGAUGACCCUGCUACUGGUGGACUAUGGCGCUCACAGAACAUCAUAUUAGCAAGCCCUCCAGAUGAAAAGUCCACUUCGUUCAAAUCCUAUACCACUACAAUCCACAUCACACAGAAAGAUGCAGAACUGCCCGCAUCUAAUACAACAGUCAGACUGUCGGCGCACAGUCGCACUCCAGUUUACAUCAAUGGCCUUUACUACGUCUUAUCGCCUGCCCCAAUACAGAUCCCAACCGAUGCAGGAGGGUCACUCACCAUCAUUGACACAACAGAGGGGUUGAAUGCUGCAGUCUUGACAGUUUCUGUAGAAGACGACCCCGCUAUCACGAUCAAUCCCAUGAGAAAAUCUAUGGACAAGCUCACCUCGCUCAAUUCUACAUCCAAGCUACGUGACGCCCAGUUUCCCAGCACGACAGUUGCAGGCGGCGUAGUAGGAUCGCCAGACUACACCCAUCUUGUGGAUCCAUCAGUCAAUGACGACGAUGUUUCAAAUGUAGCAAAUCACUUGGAUGUUCUUAGCCAAGCAUCUGCCAUGCUGGAAAGUUCUGGAACCAAGCCGUUGUUGGCCAAGAAUCAUCGAGCUAUAACAAUACCUCAUACCACCACACUCUUCAGCUUUGGGGACCUUUUCAACGGCCUCGUGGGUGAUUUUGAAGACUGGGCUGGCAAACUUGCUGAUACUAUUGGAUCUCUUGCUGGAGAUGUCUGGAGCUGGAUGAAACACAAUGCCGAGGCUUUGGGACAGCUUGUCAAAGAUGCCGCCACUGGAACUCUGCACUUCUUUGCACAGAUCGGCGACAGUGUGUAUCACGCUGUUCUAGAUACUAUGCACGCUAUUGCUGGUGCUGCAGAGUGGAUUUACAAAAAGAUCAAGACUGGUAUCCAAGACCUACUAGGAUUUCUUGAGAUGUUGUUUGAAUGGGAUGAUAUCCGCCGGAGCAAGGAUGUCAUACACAACGCAUUCAAACUGUGGAUGCAGCACCAGGUGGAAUAUCUCCCGAAAGCCAAAGACGCUUUGGAUCAGAAUAUCGAUGCUUUCAAACAGGGUCUCACGGAGUGGACUCAAAGCACAGACAUAUCUGCUUUUGGGGGUCUUUCUCAGAAUCCAAUAAGUCAAAACACUGAGGACCCAAACAAAGACCAAACUUCAGGCUCCAAGCUCUUUGCCACCCACUACCAGAAUCACGCAAGCGAGGUUCAGUACAUCGGAGGCUGUCCCGAAGUGGGCUCAGUGGAAGACCUCAUAAAUGACCUGCUAGCAGUCAUUUCCCAGGAGGGGGCUGUCCUCGACGAUACUUUCAACCAAUUAACCACACUCGCCCAAGACUUGUCAAGUCUCAGCGCACAAGACGCCCUCAAAAGGGCGGCUGCCAUAUUACUCGGUGCGGCCUUCUCUAGCGUUCAGGUUGUAGUUGACGCUCUCCUGAACGUCCUCUACAAAGUGUCCGAAACUGUCCUUACCAUCCUCGAUGCACCAAUUCGAGUUCCUAUCAUCUCUGAUAUUCUCGACGCCGUGUUUCCCAACUUCAAAAUGCUCUCCUUUCUGGAUCUCAUCUGCUGGAUUGCUGCUAUGGGUUUCACUGUAGUACACAAGAUCAUUGAGGGGUCUGCACCAUUCCCCAAAGGCAAUGAGUACGUACAGGAGAUUAUCUCGGCGGGGACUUGGGAGCAGCUGGAGGAUGCGUGCCAGAAAUCAGACUUGUCUUUCCAAAAGACCUUUUUCAAAGCCACUCACUCUAUUGCUGCCUUCCUUGCGCUGGUCGGUAACCCCAUCUCCUCGGCUGAGGCCAUGUCCGAGGCUGGUUCACUCGGUAUGCUUUCCACCGGUGCUACUGUCAUAAAAGUCGUGGCUACAGGAUCUCAAACGAUCGGUGACAUUCUCGUCCCUCGAUACCCAGUGAAGAACGAAGUCGUUCAGACAAUUUCCCAUGUAACAACAUGCCUUGGGAUUUUGACCUCUAUCGUAUUCUCCAGCACGGUUCAGUCCAAGCUCAAGGCCAAGAUGAUCAACAGUUUAAGCGUGGCAGACCCUCGUGGUGUAGGGGCCAUAGUUGAUGUCAUUCUUGUUGUUCCUUGCUUGGCUGUUACCGGGUGGCAUUUUUACGAACUUACCAAAGACAGCACUGGCGCAACUCUCACAGCUGCUAUUCUCGGUGAGGUUUCUUCCCUGGCCUCAUACGCGUCGAAGAUCUCUUAUGCCGUGGCUGUCAACGAUGAAGAUCCCGACAGCCGUCUUAUUGCUGUUACAGCCAAGGCUGCAUGUGAUGAUCUUUACUCGGGAUUACAGGUUGCAGAAAGCAUUGCUGGCUUUUCUUGA
Messenger RNA from Fusarium subglutinans, 5577 nucleotides. RefSeq lists its product as uncharacterized. The record is from RefSeq and is a predicted model, not a curated record. Lineage: Eukaryota; Fungi; Ascomycota; Sordariomycetes; Hypocreales; Nectriaceae. The coding region runs from base 1 to 5577 and encodes 1858 amino acids. The transcript has 4 exons.